UUUUUUUUUUGAAACCAGUAAAUGAUUGAAUUGAAUCUGCUAAAUACACUGCAAGUGUGUGUAUAUAUAUAUACUAUGGCUAUGGCGACUUGAGUUCCCCUCUUCCACAACGUGAACAACCCCCAAAAAUCCGCACCUUCAAAAUCCAAAAAUAGUCUCAAUUUUUAUUCUUCACACUCUCGAUCAAUCAAACACCGUCCUCUCGUUUUCAAUAUGGAUUGAAUCAACGUUUCUCCUUUUAGGUUGUUGAUGGCAUGUGGAACUCACGUGGAAAUUGAGGAUUUGCCGUGCGAUUUCGGAGAGGGAGAAAACUGUCGAAAUGGAAGUCUCGAGCGGGCUGGGCCCGAGGCCCGGCUCGAGCGCAUUGAGCAGAGAGAAACACGAGGAGAACGAAGGGAUAAAUAUCGAGAAUAUCGAAUUGGAGACGUCUGUGAAUGAUUUUCGUUCCAAUCACCAUUUUCAUUCCAUGAGUGCGUUGGACAUUCUGAGAGAAACUGUUUGGAUUCUUCGAUUCAAUUCAGGCGGAUUCAUGGCGAUCGUGGCAGUGUUAAUCUGCCCUGUUUCGGCCGUGCUCUUGUCAAACGUGUUGGUGGAUCAGUCCCUUGUGAAGAGGCUGAGCUUUCGCCUUUUGCUAGUUGCAAAAUCGAGUGGACUCCCUCUCAAGCCUUUCGUCAAACAGUCGUGCCAUAGAAUGGCUGAGAUGGUGAUCUCAGCAGCAAUGUGCUUCCCCUUGUUAGUGACGCUGCUGCUUCUGUCCAAGGCUGCUGUGGUUCACACAGUUGACUGCACAUACUCGAGGAAGAAGUUUGAUUUCUCGAAGUUCUAUGUGAUCAUCUGCAAGAUUUGGAAGCGGAUUGUCUUCACAUAUUUGUGGGGGUGUCUAGUAAUGUCCGGUUGCCUCGCAUUCUUCAUAGUCCUCCUCGUUGUAGUGAGCUGUGUGUUCUUGAUCAUGGGGUUCCCAUCUGACUUGAUUCUUUACCCUGCAAUGGUAGUAGGGUUGAUUUUCUCAAUCAUUUUUGCCAAUGCUAUCAUUAUCUGCAACACUGCUAUUGUGAUAUCUGUUCUUGAGGAUGUUGCAGGGCCUCAGGCAGUGCUCCGUUCUAGUUCAUUGAUUAAAGGGCAGACGCAAGUCGGGCUGCUGAUAUUCCUUGGGUCGACUAUAGGUAUGGCGUUCGUGGAGGGUCUGUUUGAGCAUAGAGUGAAGACACUUAGUUAUGGAGAUGGCUCUUCUAGGUUAUGGGAAGGGCCUCUUUUGGUCGUGAUGUAUUCCUUUGUGGUGAUGAUCGACUCGAUGAUGAGCACAGUUUUCUAUUUCAGCUGUAAAUCCUAUCGUUUGGAAUCAGCAAGUGCAGAAAAGGAACCAGUUCUGGAAGCUCAGGCUAUUGGUGAGGCUCAAUGACAUCCAUUUUGAUGUCGUGUAAUGGUAGAGAAGAGAAAGCUUUGCUACUCUAGUGAGAGAAUGAAAAUGUGGUGAUGAAGCUUCUUCAAAUGGAAUAUUUUGUGCCAAUGGAGAUGGCCUAAAGUAAGUCGACAUAACUUUGAAGCCUUACUUUAACUCUCCGACAUGGUAAGUGAAGAAGGAAGGCAUCAUUCUACAUUUACAGGCAUACCGUUUUGCAAAGGUUGUUAAAGCUACAGUUUUACAUACUCUUUGUAAUAGUUUUAUGCUCUUUACAGUUAACACAGUUUACAUGAAUUUGUUGGUGGAUUCUUUGUUCA
Molecule: messenger RNA, 1719 nt
Organism: Salvia miltiorrhiza (redroot sage)
Lineage: Eukaryota; Viridiplantae; Streptophyta; Magnoliopsida; Lamiales; Lamiaceae
Exons: 3
Coding region: 320-1399 (359 amino acids)
Source: RefSeq, a predicted model, not a curated record